AUGUAUCACGCAUUGUGAUGAUGUAUCACGCAUUGUGAUAAUGUAUCACGCAUUGUGAUAAUGUAUCACGCAUUGUGAUAAUGUAUCACGCAUUGUGAUAAUGUAUCACGCAUUGUGAUAAUGUAUCACGCAUUGUGAUAAUGUAUCACGCGUUGUGAUAAUGUAUCACGCGUUAUGAUAAUGUAUCACGCGUUGUGAUAAUGUAUCACGCGUUGUGAUGAUGUAUCACGCGUUGUGGUGAUGUAUCACGCAUUGUGGUGAUGUAUCACGCAUUGUAGUGAUGUAUCACGCAUUGUGGUGAUGUAUCACGCAUUGUGAUGAUGUAUCACGCAUUGUGAUGAUGUAUCACGCAUUGUGGUGAUGUAUCACGCAUUGUGAUGAUGUAUCACGGACGUCCCGCUUCACUCGCCGCGAUUCCUCGCUCGACAGCCAAGGGGCAGUGUCGCCCCAUCCUCUCCCUCUGCAGCACGCACCCACACGCACACAUCACAACACAUCACACGCACCCCCACCCGUAUCCCCCUCGUCACACACCCCCCGCCCCACCACCAGCAGCUGGAGGAUCCUUAAAAUCACAGCGGGCGAGUGCGAGUGGGGAGAUGUUGGGUGAGCGCGCAGCGGAGACCCGGGGAGCUGCGCGGGGCUCUCGGCGUUUGGUGGGGCGAGUCGAGCGGCGAGUCGAGCGGGAGUCGAGCGGGAGUCCCGUAGCCCGAGUCGGGAUCCGGGUCGCGGGAUCUGAGCGGCGGAGACCGGGAGAGACCGGGAGCCGCGUAUCGGAGUCACGGGCCACGGUCGCCGAUGCAGAUUUAAUGACGCGACCGUCGGAUGGCAGAACAUUGCUGUGAACAUCACCGCUGCCACCAUCGCUCGCACAGUGGCUCCAUCUACAUCACCUGACUCCCAUCGCCACCGGCACGCCACCGCAGCUACCUCGCCUGACUGCCGCACCGGAACGGCGACUCCACAGGAAUCGGCAACUGCCGUCGUCGCUGGCAUCACCGUGACGCCGAAGUGUUGAUGUUGUUCGGCCGAAAAACAUGAAGACAAACUCGGCACACAUCACCUGAGCACGACAGAUCAAAUCAGCCCAAUCGGCCUGGGUCACUCUCAACUCCACACUCACCUCUCGCUCACCUCGACACUCGCCACCAUCCCCACUGCCUCCCUCGCUCAAACUCACGCGUACCCAAGAGAGGUGAACUUCACCGUCCACCACCCGCCCGACAUCAUCGCGAACGCACUCACCCCUUUACGACCGCCCUCGCUCACCCCCCCCGCCCGUUCCCCACGCUCGCGUCCGGCGCGGAGAUGGAGCCGAGCAGCGGGCCGCACGGGCCCCGGGGUCCGAUCUGAUCCACGCGUCUCCACAGCUCUGCCUGCUCGCCCCCACCAUGCUGGGCCUGUGCCGCCGGCGGGCCCGCAUCCUGCUCGCCACGGCAACGCUCCUCUUCGUGCCCAUGGUCACGUGGCUGUACCUCUUCACAGGGAGCUUCGAAGGCGGGGCCCUGGCCUGGGCCCAGUCGAACGUCCUGCAGCACGCCGGCAAUCCCCGUGCGGUGCAGGCGGCGCAGGGGGGGGCGGGCACGGGCGUCCUAGGCGCUCGGGGGGGGGGCCCGUCCCCCGCGAUGGGAGGAGGCGCCGACGGCGAGGGCCCCGGCGGCUCGGGAGGGGGGCGGCACCACGGCAGCCGGCGGGCGCUGGAGCUGUGGGCGCGCGAGGUGGAGGAGGAGAACCGGCAGCUGCGCCGCAGACUCGGGCUGGGCGCCGGCGGUGGCGCCGGCAACCGCACCCGCUUCUCCCCCCCCGCAUCGUCGUCCGGCGAGGACGCGGCUAAAGCCGGGAUGGGCGCCGGAGGCGGCGCGGCGGGCAACAGCAGCGAGUGCGCGAAGCACCCGGCCGUGCAGAAGUGCGAGGUGAUCCACAUCGCCAUCGUUUGUGCCGGCCACAACGCGAGCCGAGACGUCGUCACCCUCGUCAAGUCCAUCCUCUUCCACCGGAGGAAUCCUCUGCAUUUCCACUUCAUCGUGGACCACACGGCUCAGCACAUCCUCAGCACGCUCUUCAAGAUGUGGAUGGUGCCAUCACUCCGCAUCGACUUUUAUGGGGCCGACGAGCUCAAGUCCGAGGUGUCGUGGAUCCCCAAUAAGCACUACUCCGGUAUCUAUGGCUUGAUGAAGCUGGUGCUCACGCAGGCCUUGCCACCCUCGCUCGAGAAGAUCAUCGUCCUCGACACCGACAUCACCUUCGCCACCGACAUCGCCGAACUCUGGGCCAUCUUUCACAAGUUCAAAGGUCAGCAGGUGAUUGGGCUGGUGGAGAAUCAGAGCGACUGGUACCUGGGCAACCUGUGGAAGAAUCACAAGCCCUGGCCAGCACUGGGGCGAGGCUUCAACACAGGCGUGAUCCUGCUACUGUUUGAGCGGCUGCGUCAGAUGAAGUGGGAUCAGAUGUGGAGACUCACGGCGGAGCGCGAGCUCAUGGGCAUGCUGUCCACGUCGCUCGCCGACCAGGACAUCUUCAACGCGGUGAUUAAGCAGAACCCGGUGCUCGUGCACCAGCUGCCCUGCUUCUGGAACGUGCAGCUCUCAGACCACACGCGCUCUGAGCAGUGCUACAAGGAGGUGUCGGACCUCAAGGUGAUUCACUGGAACUCACCCAAGAAGCUGCGAGUGAAGAACAAGCACGUGGAGUUCUUCCGCAACCUCUACCUCACGUUCCUCGAGUACGACGGCAACCUCCUGCGCCGGGAGCUCUUCGGCUGCGCCAGCGACGGCGACGCUGAGAGCGAAGCGCUGCAGAAGAAGCUCUCGGAGCUGGACGAGGACGACCUGUGCUACGACUUCCGGCGCGAGCGCCUCACGGUGCACCGCACGCACCUCUACUUCCUGCACCACGAAUACGUGCCCAGCGCUGACGGCACCGACGUCACGCUCGUCGCACAGCUCUCCAUGGAUCGGCUGCAGAUGCUGGAGACGAUUUGCCGCCACUGGGAGGGCCCCAUCAGCCUGGCGCUCUACAUGUCGGACGGCGAGGCGCAGCACUUCCUGCGCUACGCGCAGGCCUCCGAGAUCCUGUCACGCCGCGACAACAUCGGCUACCACGUGGUGUACAAGGAGGGCCAAUUCUACCCGGUGAACCUCCUGCGCAACGUGGCCAUGGGCCAGGUGAACACGCCCUACGUCUUCCUCUCCGACAUCGACUUCAUCCCCAUGGAUGGCCUCUAUGACUACAUUCGGAGGUCGAUCCAGCAGCUGGACAUGGCAAGCAGCAAGAAGGCGCUGAUCGUGCCGGCGUUCGAGACGCUGCGUUACCGCUUCUCUUUUCCCAAGUCCAAGGCGGAGCUGCUCUCCAUGCUCGACAUGGGCACACUUUACACCUUCCGGUACCACGUGUGGACUCGGGGCCACGCGCCCACCAACUACGCGCGCUGGCGCACGGCCACCACGCCGUACCGCGUCGAGUGGGAGGCCGACUUCGAGCCGUACGUGGUGGUGCGCAGCGACUGCCCCGAGUACGACCGCCGCUUCGUGGGCUUCGGCUGGAACAAGGUGGCGCACGUCAUGGAGCUCGACGCGCAGGAGUACGAGUUUGUGGUGCUGCCCAAUGCGUUCAUGAUCCACAUGCCGCACGCGCCCAGCUUCGACAUCGCCAAGUUCCGCUCGAGCCAGCAGUACCGUGCAUGCCUCAAGACGCUCAAGGAGGAGUUCCAGCAAGACAUGUCGCGCAAGUACGGCUACGCCGCCCUCAAGUACCUCACCGCCGAGAAGAACAGCUAGGAGGCGCGUGCUGUGCGGCGCCGGCGCCCGUGGCGACCGCGUCCACGGUAACGAGGCCCGCACCCGUCAUCCCCGCCACUCGGCCACGGUGAUUUCAAAGCGGCUGGCGGAUUUCCUGGCCGCGAAGCCGGGAGCGUCGUCUGCGUUCAGCGGGGGUGGAGAGCGACACGGUCAGCCGCUCGGCCUGGCCGGUGCCCAGUCGGUGCCCAACCGGUGCCCCCCGGUGGUUCCAGCGUGAGACCCCUUGCCGCGUAACGACUGGAGGCGUGGGCGACGCUGCAGUUGGAGUAACCGGGCCGCACGCUACGCGCCGCCACCACGGCCUCCUCCCACUCCUCACGCGUCUCGGCAACGUCUGAUCCAAGUUGACUCUGCCGAGCGAGCGGCACGGCUGCUUGCGAUUGGCUGCAAGAAAUUCUCCUGGCCCCCCCCCCCACAAACUCGGCUCUCUGGGGGCCACCGCCUGAGCCGCGGCGACGAAGGAGCGGUGCCCCUCGUCUCGAAACCGAGCAAGAGGCGUCGCAGACGUCCCUGCGACGCCGAAUACUUGAACCGUUUGGGGGGCACAGCCCCCCUCCCCUUUGGACCCUGGAGUUGUAUGCGCCCCCCUCACCCCCAGUGUGCGUGAUGUCCUUGCUGUUACUUUUACAUCCUCGAGCUUCUUCUGAGUGGUGCCACGGCACCUACUACUGGCCACCGUUGUGGCUCUUGUGUGUGUGUACAUACGUGUGGUACGUGUGUGUGCGUUCUUGUGUGUGUACGUAUGUGUACGCUCGUGCAUGCGUGAACGCGUGCGUGUGUGCGCUCGUGCGUGAACGCGUGCGUGUGUGCGCUCGUGCGUGAACGCGUGCGUGCGUGAACGCGUGCGUGUGUUCAGCUACUGUUGUGACGCGCUCGUUGCGUGGCCGCUGUUCCCGCGAGCGGCGAGCUGUUUCGGUGACGAUCCGGCGCGAAUUCACGCGACACGGCAACGCGACCGCAUCCCGACGUGCUGACCAGCGGAACCCACUCGCCACCACUACCACGACCGCUAUUACCACCGCCCCCACCACCACCAUCACCACCGCCGCCACCCAAAACUCUCACCGCAGCACGGAUCGACCUCCGGUGAGGAGCGCCGAGUGCGUUUUGUUUCGCUUCCCCCUCGUGGCUCGCGCCGCGCGAGUGUUUCGUGUUCUCGCGUCGAGCCCCGAGUGGUCACGUGGAACCGGGAGGGAGUGGGGGAGAGAGCAUCGGGGUCGCUCCACUCGUGCCGAGCGUCGGCAUUAAAGUCGAUCGCGGUGGAGACGGAGAGAGGGGGGUGGUGGAGGGGCGGAGAAGUGCGGUCACGGCGAGACACGGAGAGGGGAGCGAGGAGCAUGCGCCGGCAUUGGCCGAAUUGGCACUUGCGCGGUAAGGAUAAAGACGAGGGGUUCCUGGCCGGCGCUCUUUGCGCCGCCAAAAAAACCCGGAAAAGCUACCUCGUGCGCGUGACGAUGUGACAUCACCUGGGAGCGACUGGAACACAACCGUAACGGGAGUCGUCAUCCGUGCGGUGCCCGCGCCGUGCCGCGCCUCCCCCCCGGAGCGGCGCCGGCAUCGCGUGCUCGCGGACAUUUCCGUCUCGAGAGAUUUCUGCCCAAUAACGCGACCGCGUCUCCCGCCGCUGACGAAACCCCCGCCGGAGCGAAUUGCCACGGCGCGGGCGAGGGAGGUGAGACCCCCCCCCGCCCCCGCGCGUCGAGUCACCGGUUCGAUUAAUCGUCACAAUUUGGAGGUCACGACGAUUAAAUUUGUGUUUUUUUGUCAAGCCGCCGCGAGACAGAAACGAGGGGGAGAGACGGCGGCAUGGCGUCGUUUGUCGUACACACGAGGUGCGUUCGCUACAUCGCUCUGGGUGAAACGUCGACUGCAGACUUUGUUAUUUCGGGAUCGUUUGCAUUUACCGUGAAUCUCGACGUGAACGCGGGAGAGGGUCGGUUCGGUUCGACUCGGCGCGACGUAGCACCGUUGGCUCGAGACUCGCGUUCCAAUUGUCUGUCCCUCAUACGCAGUAGCGAUUUGAUGAAUUGUCGUCGCGGUUCAAAGCCGCGACUCGAGGACACUCUGGGAUUUCGCUGCUACGGCAGCAGCAGCACGGUGCGCGUGAACUAGCGGCGGGUCUCUCGCGAGUGGCAGCGCGGCCGCUUGUCCUGUGAGGCCGGGCCCCGGUGUCACUGCGGCCUGAGCCGCCUUCCGUGCUGGUGUGGGAACAGCGGAACCUCCAAUUAGCACGGCUAGCAGGAUCGGCUACGUACGGUGCGAAAGAAGUUCAACAUACAUACUGGCCGGCGGGAAGCCUCCGGUUCGGGUCGUUAGCGGCGUAGCUGUUAAGCACGCAGGCGGUGCAACUGCGCCGGUACCCACGGCCUGAAUGAGGCUCAGGCGCCAGGCUACAAAGGGUGGUUCCAGUGCGUGGUUCCGGUGCGUGGUUCCAAUGUGUAGUUCCGGUGAGAGUGUGGUUUCCACCUGUGUUUCUGGGUACGUGGUUCUGGUGCGUGUUUCCGGUGCGUCGUUCUAGUGAAUGGUUCUGGUCUGAGACUAACAGACACACACAGACCAACACACAUACACAGACCAACACA
This is a messenger RNA of Petromyzon marinus (sea lamprey), 6379 nucleotides long. RefSeq names its product xylosyl- and glucuronyltransferase LARGE1-like. The record is from RefSeq and is a predicted model, not a curated record. Gene Ontology annotation, cellular component: Golgi apparatus. Gene Ontology annotation, molecular function: xylosyltransferase activity; glucuronosyltransferase activity. NCBI's taxonomy places the organism in Eukaryota, Metazoa, Chordata, Hyperoartia, Petromyzontiformes, Petromyzontidae. Gene Ontology annotation, biological process: protein O-linked glycosylation via mannose.